Molecule: messenger RNA, 1272 nt
Organism: Arachis stenosperma
Lineage: Eukaryota; Viridiplantae; Streptophyta; Magnoliopsida; Fabales; Fabaceae
Product: transcription factor bHLH87-like
Exons: 4
Coding region: 166-1272 (368 amino acids)
Biological process (GO): regulation of DNA-templated transcription
Molecular function (GO): protein dimerization activity; DNA-binding transcription factor activity
Source: RefSeq, a predicted model, not a curated record
GUUCUCCACAACAAAACACACACAAAUUGUAUCAGCAUUCAGAUUUUUGGUCUUCAAUGGCAGCAGCUCAAGUUGCUGAAAUUGAAGAUUUGAUCAAGUAGUAGCUGGAUCUAGAACUGCAAAAAGGGUGAUUUAGUAGUGUUCAUAAUUUCAUUCAACUCUAUUAUGGAUGGUCUCAAUUGGGAUGAUGCAACUUCACAAAUUGCAAGAAAUAACACACCAAUCUUAUGGAGCAAACAACAACAAAGUCAAGAAAUAAUUCUUACAUACCCAAAUUCAGAACAUUUGAUUAAUUAUCAGCAGCAAGAUGCAGCAACAGUAGUGAAAUCUUCAGCCAUAAUGUCACUAUCAGAAAAUGGACCUUACAACAUGGAUAAUUAUUACCAGAUAAGUGGUAAGUACAUGACAGAUUUCAACAUGGCCCAACACCACCAACAACAUGAUCAUCAUCAUCAUUGCUUGAUUUCAUCAGCUACAAAUAGCAACACUAAUGAUGAUGAUAAUGAUGGGAUUUCAAAGAUCUUGUUAUCUGAUGAUGAUUGCAAAAACUACUUGUGGAACUUGAGUAGUUCCACUACUGAUGCUGCUUCCUCUGCUGAAUCUGAAAGCAACAACAAUAAUAAUGAUGCUUCUACUAUGCUUCCAUGCUCUCAUCAAAACUCCUCAGAUCAUCAACAAUACAUCAACCAAGGAGGACAAUUCAAUCCUAUUAUUAUCACUAAUAAGGAUCAAUCACCAAUUAUCAAGAUAGAGAAUCCACCAAGAUCCAAGAAACCCAGAUGGGAAAAGACUCCAUUUUCAUCAACAAUAAGUUUCCAAAUCCCAAAUGAAGCAUCAGCAACAAUGUCAUCAACUUCAACCACUGAAGAAGAAGCUGAUCCAGAGGCCAUAGCACAAAUGAAGGAAAUGAUAUACAGAGCAGCAGCAUUCAGGCCAGUGAACUUGUUAGACUCAGAUGAAGUGAUUGAGAAGCCAAAGAGGAAGAAUGUGAGGGUUUCAAGUGAUCCACAAACUGUGGCUGCAAGGCAAAGAAGAGAGAAAAUAAGCCAAAAAAUCAGGGUUUUGCAGAAGAUUGUUCCUGGUGGAACCAAAAUGGACACUGCAUCAAUGCUUGAUGAAGCUGCAAAUUAUCUUAAGUUUUUAAGGUCACAGGUUAAGGCACUUGAAAAUUUAGGGAACAACACUACUAAAGUUGAAGCAAUGGAUUAUAAUAAUUAUAAUAGUUUUGUAUUCUCUUUCAACCCUUCCUUCCAUUCUCAAAUUCAUUUUUGA